AUGUACUCGGUUGAAUGGCAGAAGCGUGGUUUACCACAUGCGCACAUUCUGCUUUGGAUGUUUGACAAGGCCCGACCAGAUCAUAUUGAUUCGAUCAUUUCUGCCGAAAUACCAGAUCCAGAAACAGAUCAUGAGCUGCAUUCUGUUGUGACCACGAACAUGAUACAUGGCCCUUGCGGAACUCAUAAUCCUGGUUCACCGUGCAUGCAAAACGGAAACUGCAGUAAGCGUUUUCCGCGUCCGUUUGUGGCUGACACAAUCAGUGGAAUCGACGGAUAUCCAUUAUAUCGGCGUCGUUCUCCAGAUGACAACGGCAGAUCAAUCAUAAUGAAAGUCAAGGGAAAAGAUGUCGUCGUCGAUAAUCGCUGGAUUGUUCCAUAUUGUCCACUUUUGUCGAAAACGUUCUCAAAUCACUGCAAUGUUGAGUAUUGCAACUCCAUAAAAUCUAUCAAAUAUGUUUGCAAAUAUGUGAACAAAGGGAGUGACAUGGCUGUGUUUGGCAUUGCUGAUCCAAAUGCAAACGAUGAGGUGAUGAAAUUUCAACUUGGACGUUACGUGAGUUGUAAUGAGGCAAUUUGGCGGCUGUUUUCAUUUACAAUCCAUGAACGUCCCCCGACUGUCGUAUAUUUGGCAGUUCACUUAGAGAACGGCCAGCGUGUAUACUUUACGGAAGCGAACGCAGCGCAAAGAGCAGAACGACCACCAGCGACGACAUUGACAAAUUUUUUUUCGACAUGCAAAAGCGAUCCGUUCGCGAGGAUUUUACUAUAUUCGGAAAUGCCACGCUAUUAUACACGGAAUGCUGCAUCAAAGAAGUUUCAACGCAGGAAGAAAGGUGAUGCUGUUGCUGGCUUCGCAGAUGUCUAUUCGACUGAUUCCCUCGGACGAAUAUACACAGUUCAUCCACGCCAAGACGAAUGCUUCUAUCUUCGCUUACUUUUGGUGAACGUUAGGGGCCCGACAUGCCAAUGCUUGAAUUUGCUCGAAAACGAUUCACAUUGGGACUUAACACUCACCGAUGCAACCGUUUCUGUGCCAGCAAAUCAAAUUCGUACGUUGUUUGCGAUCAUAAUAGCCACAUGUCAUCCAUCGAACGCGAAUGCAUUGUGGGAGAAAUACAAGGACGAGAUGGUUGAUGACAUUUUGCACAGAGUUCGAACGACAAAUUUUAAUUUUGAUAUUGAAAGUAACGACGAGAUGCGGAACGAAGCAUUAGUUUUGAUCGAAGACAUGUGCGUGCUCAUGUGCGGCAGUCUAUUGUCAACUUUGGGAAUGCCAGCGCCAAAUCGUUCGAGGCACGCUGCAUUCAAUCUUGAAUUACAGCGGGAGAAAAACUAUGAUCUAGAUGAGCAGGCUGAAAGAGUCCGAAAAAAUGUGCCGCUGUUGAAUUCCGAGAAGAAGAAUGUAUACAAUUCGCUGAUGAAGGUUGUUGAUGAUGGAACUCCUGGAGGGACAGGCAAAAAGUUCGUCAUUUCGUUGAUUCUGGCAACAAUUCGGUCAAGAUCGCAAAUUGCGUUGGCUGUCGCAUCCUCUGGCAUUGCUGCCACAUUGUUGGAAGGCGGUCAAACUGCACAUUCAGCUUUGAAGCUGCCAAUGAAUCUUCUCAUGGUUGACAAGCCUACAUGCACAACGACCAAGAAUUCAGCGAAAGCGAAAUUGAUGCGAGAAUGUUAA
Molecule: messenger RNA, 1674 nt
Organism: Metopolophium dirhodum (rose-grain aphid)
Lineage: Eukaryota; Metazoa; Arthropoda; Insecta; Hemiptera; Aphididae
Exons: 1
Coding region: 1-1674 (557 amino acids)
Biological process (GO): DNA repair; telomere maintenance
Molecular function (GO): DNA helicase activity
Source: RefSeq, a predicted model, not a curated record